Molecule: messenger RNA, 1657 nt
Organism: Microcebus murinus (gray mouse lemur)
Lineage: Eukaryota; Metazoa; Chordata; Mammalia; Primates; Cheirogaleidae
Product: NKG2-C type II integral membrane protein-like
Biological process (GO): stimulatory C-type lectin receptor signaling pathway; positive regulation of natural killer cell mediated cytotoxicity
Source: RefSeq, a predicted model, not a curated record
AGCCCAAAGUCUUCCAUAUUCUGGAGGUGUGUGAUGAGAUCAACUGACUUCAAAACAGCCCAAGUGCGAGAAUUUCCUGUUCAGACCCUGAAGUGACACAGUGAUGAGAAAUCUCCCUUCUCCACUCUUGCCUCGCUCUGAGCCUUCACAGGGCGCUCUGCGAAGACCACAGACAUUUCUUCUUUCUUAUCAGGAGUAACCUGGCCUCUCCACUAAAGACUACAGGACGUUCUGGGGACAGAAGCCCAGUUAUCACAGAGCAAUCUCUGAGUCACACAGCUGCGGAGAUGAAGAACCAAAGAGUGAAUCUGGCCAAGGACCCAAAGAGGCAGCAAAGAAAAUCUAAGGGUGGGAAAAGCUCCAUUUCUGUAACUGAACAGGAAAUAGCCCAAGUGGAAUUAAACCUUCAAAAUGCUACUCUGGAUCUUUCAGGGAAGGAGAAGAUCUGCUACUACAAACUUUCACUGCUACCUCCAGAGAAGCUCACUGCUGAGAUCCUGGCUGUCAUUUGCGUUGUCCUAGUGGGCUCUGUGUUAAAAAUGGUAUUAAUAGCUCUUAUUCCCUUUACAGUAAUAAAGAAGCAGGACAAUUCUUUCCAGAAUGUGAAAACUCAGAAAGCAUAUGAUUGUGGCCGUUGUCCAGAGGAGUGGUUCACAUAUUCCACCAAUUGUUAUUACAUUAGUAAGGAAUUCAAGACUUGGGAUGAGAGUUUGAUGGCCUGUGCUUCUAAGAGCUCUAGUCUGCUUUACAUAGAUGAUGAAGAAGAAAUGAAAUUUCUGGGCUCCCUUUCAAACCAAGCAUGGAUUGGAGUCUUUCGUAAUGGCAGCGAUCGUCCAUGGGUGUCUAUAAAUGGCUCAACUUUCAACCUUAAAAUAGAGGAAAUAUUAUAUGGUAGAAAUCACUGUGCUGUGCUAUACUCAUCAAGUCUUCACUCAAGUGGAUGUAGGUCUCCAAAAACAUAUAUUUGUAAGCACAAGCUUUAGAAGUAAAGCACCUGAGUUUGGAGUUGACCAGCUUUUUUCCAAAGUGUGGACCAACACCUGUUGCUCAGGCUGGUUUUGAACUCACGGCCUCAAGUGACGCUCUCAGCCUAGGAUUAAAGGAAUGAGCCACUGUGCUCACCUGCUUUCUAUGUUUUUACUGAUGUGAAUCAGAAACACUAACAUAGCAAUUGUGAAUAAAAUGAUAAUUAAAAUAGUUAAUAUUUAUCAAGAACAUUAAGUGACAAUUAAAAGUUUCACGUGCAUUAUAUUUUCUAUACUCUUAUUCCCUCUUUAGAUUACUAAACUAAGUCUUUAGAUACAAAAUAAGUACUUUUUUGUUGAUAACUUCAGUUGAUAACUUCAAUUGAUAACUUCAAUUAUCCACUGCGUGGUAGACAAAUUAAAGAAUGUACUCCUCUCUACAUUUUACAAAAGAUAUAUUAUUUCAAGUGUACAUCAUAAAAGCAUAUUUUUCCCAAGUGAUGUUUCUAAGUAACUUUUUAAAGGUCACAGAUUGGAACUUGCAAAGCCAGAAUUAAUUCUAGAUAUCACCAACUGCAGAGCCCAUUGACUAAAGUAUUAAAUUGCAUUAUCUGAAUUAUUGUAAAAACUCACAAAAGUGAACUUUAUUGAUAUUAAAAAACAUUAUAUCUUUCUGGAAGUUUGAAAUAAAA